Messenger RNA from Aspergillus clavatus NRRL 1, 675 nucleotides. RefSeq names its product putative GPI anchored cell wall protein. The transcript has a single exon. The record is from RefSeq and is a predicted model, not a curated record. The coding region runs from base 1 to 675 and encodes 224 amino acids. NCBI's taxonomy places the organism in Eukaryota, Fungi, Ascomycota, Eurotiomycetes, Eurotiales, Aspergillaceae.
AUGCGGUUUACUCUUCUCCUCGUCCUCGGCGCUCUCGCGACCACUGUCUGCGCAGACACUACCGAAUUUAAACUCUUCAGAGGCGGCGAGACCGUCCUCCCCCUCCCCCUUCACGGCAUUGUGGCUAGUAUCAUCGACGCCGAUGCCACCGCCACCACCCUCGCCUUGAACUGCAAAGACCACUGCGACUUCAUUAAGCCCGCGACAAUCACCCAGGGCCCGUCGACCUAUACUGUCAGCGCCGAGUUCUCGACCAGCAGAGCCGGUGCCUCCGAAGCGAUCACUGUGGUGGAGGGCUGCGACAUUACCUCGUCCACGCAGCGGGCCUAUUGCUCGGCCUCCUUCGACAUCGACAUCUCAAUCAUGGGGAACACGGCCUCGACCUCAUCAACCAUCACGACAACGCUCGCCCCGGACGAAUUCAAUUACGUUGUGGUGUCCGUGACUGCGGGAGCAGAGAAGUUGGCUGCGCCCAAGGUUACAGCGUCGGCUAAGACGACAGCGACGGGGACGGGGACGGGGACGGCAACAGGAACGGUGGCCGCGACGGCGACUAGCACGACGACCUCUUCAGGAUCUGCGAACACAAAUGGUGCGGUGGCUGGUUCGGAGCAGAUUGGGCUGGGUCAGGCUGUGGUGGCGGCUUUUGCUGCUGCUUUCAUGGGAUUUUUCUAG